Bombina bombina (fire-bellied toad) is the source of this 1624-nucleotide messenger RNA. Its product is annotated as folliculin-like. NCBI's taxonomy places the organism in Eukaryota, Metazoa, Chordata, Amphibia, Anura, Bombinatoridae. Gene Ontology annotation, biological process: positive regulation of GTPase activity; negative regulation of transcription by RNA polymerase II; positive regulation of TORC1 signaling. The transcript has 11 exons. The record is from RefSeq and is a predicted model, not a curated record. Bases 152 to 1624 code for a protein of 490 amino acids. Gene Ontology annotation, cellular component: cytosol. Gene Ontology annotation, molecular function: GTPase activator activity.
CGAAGCUUGUGAUUGUCAUGUGAUGUAAACAUGGCGACUUGUCAGGAGUUGGUCGUACGUCACUUUUAACAGCAUUGUAUAAAUGCUGAUAAGGGGAUGAAGUUGCUUGUGCACAUUCAUUGGCAUUAAGCUCUGCCCUUCAGCUCUCAUUAUGAAUGCCAUAGUGGCCCUCUGCCACUUCUGUGAACUGCAUGGGCCCCGCACCCUGUUCUGUACAGAGGCUUUGCACUCUCCACUCCCCCAAGGAGCAAGCAGUGGGGACAGCAUGGGACAGGGAGACCCUGAGGAAGAAGAGGAGAUGGGGAUACAAAUGAGCAGCAGGAUCAGGUCACAUAGCCCUGCAGAAGGAGCCAGUUCAGACUCCAACAGCCCCAGGCCCAAGAAGUCUGAUAUGUGUGAGGGUUGCCGAUCGUUAGCUACAGGGCACCCAGGAUACAUCAGCCAAGACAAGGAAACGUCUAUUAAAUACGUCAGCCACCAGCACCCAAACCACCCACAGUUGUUUAGCAUUGUGCGUCAAGCCUGUGUGCGCAGUCUGAGCUGCGAGGUGUGUCCGGGUAGGGAAGGUCCUAUUUUCUUUGGGGAUGAGCAGCAUGGCUUUGUGUUUAGUCACACUUUCUUUAUCAAGGAUAGUCUGGCACGUGGCUUCCAGCGCUGGUACAGCAUCAUAGUCAUCAUGAUGGACCGGAUUUACCUUAUCAACUCAUGGCCCUUCCUGCUAGCGAAGAUCAGAGGAAUCAUUGAUGAGCUGCAGGGGAAGGCUCUAAAAGUAUUUGAUGCGGAGCAGUUCGGCUGCCCCCAGCGCCCACUAAGGAUUAACACAGCAUUUACGCCAUUUUUGCACCAGCGUAAUGGAAAUGCUGCCCGCUCCUUGACCUCGCUUACAAGUGAUGACAACCUAUGGGCAUGUCUGCAUACAUCCUUUGCUUGGCUGCUAAAGGCUUGCGGCUGUCGUCUAACGGAGAAACUUUUAGAAGGUGCUCCUACCGAAGACACCCUGGUGCAGAUGGAGAAGCAGGCAGAUUUGGAAGAGGAGUGUGCAGCCUGGGAGUGUUCUGAAGUGGAGGAGGGAAGACCAAGGCCACAGCCAAAUGUGUUGGAAAGGCGCGAACUCUCCAAAUGUCCCACAGAGUCAUCUGUGCUGUCUGAAUGGAACAUGACAACCAGAAGGACAGCUGUAUUCAGAUCUCUUAGGCACAUGAGACAGGUAUUGGGUGCCUCUGCAUUUCGCAUGCUGGCCUGGCAUGUUCUGAUGGGAAACCAAGUUAUCUGGAAAGGGCAGGAUAAGGAGCUAAUCGAGUCUGCAUUUGAUGUGCUCCAGGCCAUGUUGCCAGUAGGCUGUGUUCGGGUGAUUCUAUACAGUGAGCAGUAUGAAGAUGCCUAUAGGUGCAAUUUUCUUGGGCUGAGUUCUCAGGCAGAGAUCCCUCCUCACGUACAGACAUCAGAAUUUGCAGUUAUGGUAGAUUUCCGAACGGCACCUCGUUCCAACCUGUAUCCAGUCUUGUUUGUGGAUGAUGAGCCACUCAGCAAGUAUGAAUUUGAGGUGGCCAGUGGAGGUCCUGUCGUAACUGACCGGGGUAAGUUAUCUUUUUUACAGAACAGACAAGUAUCAGAAGCCGGUUAA